Pocillopora meandrina is the source of this 5104-nucleotide messenger RNA. The record is from the annotation of a GenBank genome assembly. NCBI's taxonomy places the organism in Eukaryota, Metazoa, Cnidaria, Anthozoa, Scleractinia, Pocilloporidae.
AUGGCCAUCAAGUUUAUCGCUCCUUUCUCUGUGCUUCUUUUCUUUCCUUCUUCUUGCCAAGCCAAGCCAGAGAACUUCAGUGAGGCUCAGUGCAAGGUCUUACCAGUUGGACAAGAGACUGCGCCCCAAUUCUGCGUUCAGGCUUCCGAGAGGGGUGUUAGAAUAGUCUACUUGGAUUUGAAGUUCCGUAACGACAGCUACCGUCCAUCAGAGUCAGAAAACGAGUUUCUCCCAAAUAGAUGGGUCUGGGCGAAUUUGAUCAGCGAGCCAAUGUUGUCUUUGUCCUAUGACUAUGACAUUUUAUCCGUAGGCCUCCUUAAAUACCAAACAAGAAGUAUGGAUGUGCUGUUGGAAGAUCACCCAAGCGGAUGCCUUGCGAACUUCAACUCAUCCUAUCAAAACAAGGUAGUUGGAAGAGCGCUUUUGAAUAUGACACAGUUAAACUCAGGUGAACUUCCAGAUAGGAAUGUUGUUUGUGUUGCGAUGAUUGAAGAUUACUUUAAUGACUUUUUAUGGAGCUUCUUUGAUGGAAAUGUCAGAUUCCAGUGCUGUAGGAUGAGCAAAGAAGAAACCACGGAGUCUGCUUCAAUUCAAUGUGAGCUGGAUGUUCAUGUUAGUGGUUGGUUUAAAGCUUUUAAUGGCACCCUCAACCUUUUGACUCUGCUGAUGAUGCUUUAUUGUCCAGCGUUUCUCCUUUUCCUGCCGGACUCAAUUUUUAAUCUUCAAGAGGAGUGUAAAAAAGAAGAGCGACACGAAAACGAUAACUAUCAUCGACAGAGCAGUCCACAAAGAAGCAGGUACGGAUCAACCGAUGAAGCUUCAGUAAAUGUCAAUGCAGAAAAUAGCGAUUCAGUUCCUCUUGUAACUUUAACAAUUCCGACUCAGAGUCAGGAAGGUUAUUCCCAAAGUUUACUUUAUUUAGACGAACCAAAUCCGAUUACCUUCUCCUAUUUUCUCAGAAAUUAUACCAAAGAGCGUACAGAAUUAUUUUCAUUUCAUUCCAAAUUUGCAUUUCUCUGGUACUGUGUUAUUCCAAUUUUUGUGUACCUAAUAUUAGGAUUAAACUACAUUGUAGAAGGUAAAUUUAUGAGGGAGGUACAUAAAAGGCCAAAAGCAUAUCUCUUAGGACCUUUGUUUUCAUAUCUUUUCGAUUUUCAAGGUUUUCUUGGCUGGAUAACGGCUCUCGCUCCUCUGAUUUUGAUUUUAUUUUCAAGUCCUAAGGAUUUCCUAAUUACUGUUAGAGGGGAUAUUAGACAAGUCGUAUGCCCUGUUUGCAAAGAAAAUACGGUUUCAGUAGGAGAGGACAUGCUCCGACACUUAGGAACAUUAGCAGUAAAAAGUUACGAGGUAGCUUCGUAUUUGAUUAACCUUCACCAAAAAGCACUAGCAGGAUCUACAAAGUUCUUUACACUUUGCGCUAUCGAGAAAAUGGGUCAGCCAUGGAAACGAGCUAAAACUCCUCCUAUUGCUUUGUGGGUGUUAUUCUGGGAUGUUGUUUUAGUCAUAGUUGUGGGUGUCAUUUUUGGAGGAGUAUGCCUCUGUCUAUUGUUAUUAGGGUCAAUUUCGCUUAUUAUUUUGUGUUCACCAUGGUUUAGUCUGAUCCUUGUCUGCUUUAGGAAACUUAGGCAAGUGUCAAAAGAAUGGAUCAUCAUAGUUGGUUUUCAUCUACUCCUAACGGCAAUAUUAACAGGCGGCUGUUUGAUAGGGGGCCUUUCUUGUCGAUGUAUCACUCGCAUGUUUGGCUUAGUUACUUUAGGUCUAGUGUUAAAUGCGUCAGUCGUAGGCCCAUUCCUAGCGCUCUCUAUCGUUGCUUUAACAAACAUUUAUCUAUGCUACUAUAAUCUGCAAAUGCGCUACCGAGAUGUGAAAGAAAUGAUUUCGGAGAAGUGGCAGACUCUUGAUGAAAAACGUGAGCACGGCGCAGUUCCAGAAGAUCUAUUUUGGCGCAUUUGCGGUGGCACGUCAAAUUCAAAGAAUGCAGUUCCACCAGUUAGGGGUGAAGUAAACCGCAUGCUUGGCAAAAUGGCCAUCAUUUUGAUAUUUCUAUUUUUGGUUUUCUGCUCUGUAUUUCUGGUAACUGAUGCGAGCAGCAUUUCAGCAGUGUCAUCAACGAUUGCUGUGUUUUUAAGCGGAGCUAUUCCUAGCUUAUUUUUCAAGGGAUUGACAAACGAAAACCGAUUUACGGGAGAAACAAAGGCGAGAAUGAUUAGAGAAAUCGAGGAGGCGGUUACAGAGUACCAAGAAAAUACCACAGUAGAGUUGUAUAAUCUGUUGCAAAAUGAUGCUGAAUUUACUAUAUGAACUGGCUUAGGACUAAUAUAAUGAAGGGUCAUGAUAUCCCGAAAGUACCACGAUCUUAACUGGGUCACUUUCUCAGCCUUUGCUUGGUUUCGUGAGGAAGGGCGCAUCAGCUUUCCCAGCUACUACUACUUUUCAUAUUCAUUCCUUAGUGCUUCUAAGUACUCUAAAAGGGCACUAUCAUUUGUUAAGAUAUAAGCUAGAAGCAAGAUUAGAUAGCUCAUUGUUUUUUGGCUAAUCUUAGUCCUCACCCUAGGUGUACUGUGUUCUAUCACUUAUUAAUCGUUGCUUAAUUGAGUAUUAUGUAUUUCAAGUCCUCAGUGCUGAAAUAAAUAUUUCGUAAAUUAUAUUCAUGAUCUUGUAUUUUCUUUGGUAUUGCGUAAAACAAUUUCAAAAAUUAUUAUUCUUUCCCUCUACCCUUUCCUAGACAGGGAGCCCGACCUAUGACCUGCCACUAGCUUUCGGAGCUAAAUCGGAGGUUCAGCAGACACAGCGGCAAGUGAGUGCGCAUGCUCGGCGAAUUUGGCGCGUUCGAGGAGCUUUUAGUGAUUCCAGCGUGAAUGAAUUUCGUUGGGGAACGAGCAGAACAUCGUUUCACACUUUCUGGGCAGUUACUGAUCUAAAUCAAGUGGCAAAUUUAAUAAAUUUUACUCUUAUGGAAAGGACUAAAGAGGAAGUAGCGUUAAUCUUUAGCUGUUUUAAACUUAUCCAGACAUCUUAAGUGGUAGCUGUCGGUACGAAUUUUGUAACACUGUUAAGAAUGUCCUACCUCAGUCCCUAAAUUCACAUCCGUUACUGCAAGAUUUUUUUGUGUUGAAUUAGAGAGAGACGAGGUUUGACAGAAACUUUCCUAAAAACUGAAACCUCAUCAGUUUUGGUUUGCACUUAUCUCCCAAAAAUGAAAACAAACAAGCAAUGGGAAUUUUAUAAAUGCAGCCAUUGUGUUACGAUAGAAAUAGUCGUCACUCAUUUUGUCGCUGUGGAGGGCCUGCUCAUGCCCAAUCUCUUUCAACUUCGUUUUCUUUUCUCCUAAUGCGUGGUUAUGUUCCCGCUCUAGAGAGAUUAUCAGAAAUAAUUUUAAAACAGUAAGUAGCUGGUAUAUUAAUGAAAUGAUGAAACAAAAUUGAUCUGUGCUAUCGCAAAAUAUCACAAUGUGUCAUUGUUCGCAUAUCAAUUAUUUGCUUCAGCCUUUGGCUUCCCAAAUGAUUGUCCCAUCUGACCAAAUAUCUCGAUGAUUUGCCUAUUUUCCUCUGACAAGUGAUAAAGUACAGCAGUCCCCUUGUUCAAAGAUCCCUACAAACGUUGAUACUCCUUCAUGUGCUGUUUUUAUGGCGUAAUUUAUAUUUAUGUUUAAAUUGCAGCGAGCCAACGAGAGUCUCAGUAACCUCGAGGUUUAAGGCCAAGCCAUGAUUUUUCAAAAUUUAUCCUAACGAUCUCUUCUGUUGCUUGUAGUGCAGGCGUCUUAUUAGGGCGAGUUAACUUUAGAAAGCUUGCGAUCGUUUAUUCAACCGGCCUUGUUUGAUUUGGAGUUAGAGUCGACGGCGAAGGGAAGGGGGCCUGGAAAGACGUAUUUUUCAUUGCCCAACCCCCUCCCCUCUCCUUCUUUCUGACCUUCGCUCACCCUCUUGGUACAAUUUUUUUAUCUCUCCCCAGCCUUUCACUGCUGUAAAAAUUUAGGAUGGCAGCUUUGAUACUUGAAAUUCAGCCGCCAAAAUUACUUUCUUUCUGCAGGCUAUCUCUUCUGUUGUGUUUUAGAUCAAUGUAAACUUUGUGCACGACAAAAACUGAGCACAAUUGAAUAAUUAUCACUUAUAAAAUAACGGGACUGUCGCUAGCAUCUUCUCAACCAUUAAUUAGCGUGUAUUUCGUGCUAAAUACUCACGUUUGCUUAUGGAGUGGUCAAAUUGUACUCGAUCUCAAGUUUUUUUGAUCAAACGAAUGUGAAGCAUUAAACUACAUUGUAGAAAGUAAAUUUAUGAAGGAGGUGCAUAAAAAACCAACGGCAUCUCUGGUAGGACCGUUGUUUUCAUAUCUUUUCGAUUUUCAAGGUUUUCUCGCGCGGCUAAUGGCUCUCGCUCCUUUGAUUUUGAUUUUACUCUCAAGUCCUAAGGAUUUCCUAAUUACUGUCAGAGAGGAUGUCAGACAAGUUAUAUGCACUGUUCGCAAAGAAAAUACAGUUUCAGUAGGAGAGGACAUGCUCCAACACCUAAGAAAAUUAACAGUAAACAGUUACAAGUUAGCUUCGUGUUUAAUUAACUUUCACCAAAAAGCACUAGCAAAAUCUAUAAAGUUCUUUACAAGUUACGCUAUUAAGAAAAUGGGUCCGCCAUGGAAACGAGCUAAAACUCCUUUCAUUGCUUUGUGGGUGUUAUUCUGGGAUGUUGUUUUAGUCAUAGUUGUGGGUGUUAUUUUAGAAGGAGUAUGCCUUUGUAUAUUGUUACUAGGGUUAGUCUUGCUCAUUUAUUGGUAUUCACCGUGGUUUAGUCUCAUGCUUGUCUGUUUAAGGAAACUUGGGCAAAUGUUAAAAAAAUGGAGCCUUGAAGUAUUCAACAAAUACCGUCAUUGUCUCACACCGAUGUUCAUCGGUGUUCAAAUUUUUCUGGUUGGUUUUCAGCUACUGCUAAUGGCAAUAUUAACAGACGGCUGUUUGGUAGGGGGCCUUUCUUGUCGAUGUAUCACUCACAUGUGUGGCUUAGUUACUUUAGGUCUAGUGUUAAAUGCAUCAAUCGCGGGCCCAUUCGUGGCGCUCUCUAUUGUUGCUUUAACAAACAUUUAUCUAUGCUACUAUAAUCUGCAACUGUGCUGA